Molecule: messenger RNA, 1647 nt
Organism: Syzygium oleosum
Lineage: Eukaryota; Viridiplantae; Streptophyta; Magnoliopsida; Myrtales; Myrtaceae
Product: ammonium transporter 2
Exons: 4
Coding region: 16-1494 (492 amino acids)
Biological process (GO): ammonium transmembrane transport
Cellular component (GO): plasma membrane
Molecular function (GO): ammonium channel activity
Source: RefSeq, a predicted model, not a curated record
GCACGCCGCGUAGCCAUGGUGGUGACGGCCGCCGCCGCCGUCCCCCCCCUGGCCCAGGCCUACGGGGCCCACCUCCCGGCGGUGCCCGAGUGGCUCAACAAGGGCGACAACGCGUGGCAGAUGACGGCGGCGACCCUGGUCGGGAUCCAGAGCAUGCCGGGCCUCGUGAUCCUCUACGCGAGCAUCGUCAAGAAGAAGUGGGCCGUGAACUCGGCCUUCAUGGCCCUCUACGCCUUCGCGGCGGUCCUCAUCGUCUGGGUCCUCGUCGGGUACCGGAUGGCCUUCGGGGACCGCCUCCUCCCCAUGUGGGGCAAGGGCGCGCCCGCCCUCGGCCAGAAGUACCUCAUACGCCGGGCCAAGGUGCCCGGCACGCUGGAGACGCCCGCUGACGAGCCCUUCUACCCCAUGGCCACGCUCGUCUACUUCCAGUUCCAGUUCGCAGCCAUCACCAUGAUCUUGCUCGCCGGCUCGGUCCUCGGCCGGAUGAACAUAAAGGCCUGGAUGGCCUUCGUGCCGCUCUGGCUGAUCUUCUCCUACACCGUCGGCGCAUAUAGCCUGUGGGGCGGCGGUUUUCUCUACCGAUGGGGCGUCAUCGACUACUCCGGCGGCUACGUCAUCCACCUCUCGUCGGGCAUCGCCGGGUUCACCGCGGCUUAUUGGGUCGGGCCGAGGCUGAAGAGCGACCGAGAGCGGUUCUCUCCUAACAACGUCCUGCUCAUGCUGGCCGGGGCGGGCCUGCUGUGGAUGGGCUGGUCCGGGUUCAACGGCGGGGCCCCGUACGCGGCGAACAUCACCGCCUCCGUCGCCGUCCUCAACACCAACAUAUGCGCGGCCACGAGCCUCCUGAUCUGGACAUCGCUCGACGUCGUGUUCUUCGGGAAGCCGUCGGUGAUCGGGGCGGUCCAAGGGAUGAUGACGGGUCUAGUUUGCAUCACGCCCGGAGCAGGCGUCGUGCAAUCGUGGGCGGCUAUAGUAAUGGGGAUGCUUUCUGGCAGCAUUCCAUGGGUCACUAUGAUGAUACUCCACAAGAAAUCUAGUCUUCUUCAAAAGGUCGACGACACGCUAGGCGUGUUCCACACGCACGCUGUCGCCGGAUUGCUUGGGGGGCUUCUCACCGGGCUCUUGGCCGAGCCGGAGCUCUGCGAUCUCAUACUGCCGGUCCCGGACUCGAGGGGCGCGUUCUAUGGCGGCUCGGGCAGGGUCCAGUUCUUGAAGCAGAUCGUCGCGGCCUUGUUCGUGAUCGGGUGGAACAUACUCUCUACGACCAUCAUUUGCCUCGGCAUUCAGCUGGUCGUGCCGUUGAGAAUGCCCGACGAGCAGCUCAUGAUAGGCGACGACGCGGUCCACGGGGAGGAGGCUUAUGCGCUCUGGGGCGACGGAGAGAAGUACGACCCGACGAGACACGGCUGGAACAACUCGUCGUCUCAUGCGGUGGAGCUCAUGGCGCCUUCGCCGUAUAUAAAUGGCGCUAGAGGCGUAACCAUUAAUCUGUGAGCUCGCUGCUUGUUCUCGCUCGAUCGUGCAAUGCGCGGACGUACUCUUGGAGGACGAAUCGACUGUAUAUAAAUGUUUCGGCGGCGCGAGAAUUCGAGGCUUAUCAAGGAAGUUGUCUUGUUGUAGUCAAACCUUAAAUGACACUCAUAGUGU